AUGGCGCACCAGGGAGCUUCGGCCGCCGCUGCCGCCGAGGCGCACGCCCCGCGCGGCGCCGCGCUGGACGCCCUGGGCGAGGUGGAGCUCGACAUCGCCGAGACCAGGCGGGGGCCGAGGCGAGGCCUCGGCCGCCACUCCUCCGACCCGGAGGGGGGCCGACACAUGCUGCCCCUGCUGCGCGUGCGGCCGGCCGCGGCGCGGGUCGAGGAGGAGGAGGCGGCGGUGCCCUGGGCGGAGGCGUACACCACGCCAGAGCACAGCCCGCGCCAGCAGUGGAGCGACGCGGGGUCCACGCCGGAGCUGCCAGUGGCUGGUGGCGUGGCCGCGCUGCACGUGGGCGCGGCGGCCCCGAGCGCGGGAGCGAUCCACGGCCCGCUGAUGACGUCCACGACAGAGGCGUGCAUCACGCCAGAUCAGAGCCCGCGGCGGUGGAGCGACCCGGCGCCCGCGCUGGAGCUGGCGGGGGCCGGCGGCGCGAUGGCCCUGAACGCGGGCGCGUGCGGCGGUCCGUUGAUGGCGCCCUGCUCUGUGGAGGCCCACUUUGUGUUCGCGUCGAAGAUGAGACUGCUUGAACCGAACGGCCUGGGACUUGAUAUCUGUGGUCCCCUGAUCAUAGGCGCGCAGGAAUACAUCAUCGUACAGCGCAUUCAUCUGGGUGGAGCAAUCAACGCGUGGAAUUGGACGUGCGACAGGUGCAACAAUCAGUUGCAAACAAUUUACGAAGGUGACAUUAUGGUCGUCGGCGGUCUCCUCACGUUCGAAGAUCAAAUGGCGGCGUUGAGGAAAGCGAAGAAGGACGAGAGCGUCGUGCAAUUGAUGGUAUUUCGCCUGCAGUGGUAG
Prorocentrum cordatum is the source of this 843-nucleotide messenger RNA. The record is from the annotation of a GenBank genome assembly. NCBI's taxonomy places the organism in Eukaryota, Dinophyceae, Prorocentrales, Prorocentraceae.